CAAUUAUUGACUGGUUACUUGAGAAGCUACACUGAGAAAGAAUAUAAUGCACUGUCUUCUCCUUCCAAAAGUGGAACUUUACCCAUGCUUCCCUGCAGGCUGCAGCUAGCCGAGACGUUGCUCCGUCAGAAACCUCACCAUCUCCACCAUAGCAACUUUCCAUUCUCAACACCUCCCAUUACGCCUCUUAAACCAGAUUGGAGAGCACAAGUCAAACAUGCCCAAUUGGUCAACCAAAUCGCCGCCAUUGUCACGCAGAGGAACAGAAUCCACUGGGCGUCACUUCUCAAGCCCUUCAACCUCAACUCUUCCAAUUUCACCCCUCAUCUCUUCCUUCAGAUCUUCCGCAAGACCCAAUCUUAUCCCGCUGCUUCUCUCUGCUUCUUCAAUUAUGCCAAUAAAAAUCUAGGGUUUAACCCAGACCUCAAAAGCCUUUGUAAACUUGCUGGGGUUUUGUACGCUUCCAGACUAUCAACACAAUCAAAACCCAUAUUGGAUUCUCUGGUUCAAGCUUAUCCUACAACCCUGAUUGUCAGUUCAUUGAUUAAAGACAUCGACUUUGAUACUCGCUCUUCUCUGUUGAGUUCGUUGCUUGAGUGUUAUUCCAAUAGCCGUUUGCUUACUCAAGCUCUGGAAGUUUAUCAGAAGUCAAAAGAUUGUGGCGGUUUAGUUUCAGUUCAUAGUUGCAAUUCAUUGCUAAGGGGGUUUCUAGAGAAAAACGAAAUCAAAUUGCUAUGGUGCUUCUACUGUGGGAUGAUUCGAGACGGGGUUUCUGGGAAUUUGUUUACUUGGUCUUUGAUUGCUCAAGCUCUAUCUAAAGAUGGCAAAUUUGAAAGGAUCAAAAAAAUUCUGGAUAUGGGUAUAUAUAGCCCUGCAAUGUAUGAUCUUAUUAUCGAGGGUUAUAGUAAAAGAGGGGAUUUUAAAUCUGCUCUUUUAAAUUUAGAUGAAAUGCAUAAUAAAGGAUUUGAUCCCAGCUUUAGUACUUUCAGCUUUAUUCUAGACGGGGCUUGUGAAUAUCAUGACGUUCAAGUGAUUAAUGAUGUCAUUACUUCUAUGGUGGGUAAGGGAUAUCUUCCAAAUCUUUUACCUAAUGAAUAUGAUUCAGUAAUCCAGAAGUUUUGUCAUUUGGAGAAGACAUUUGCUGCAGAACUUUUUUACCGGAGAGCCAAAAAUGAAAUGGUUGACCUUAAAGGAACAACUUAUUGCUCGAUGCUAAGAUCAUUGUCAAAUGCAAGACGAGUAAAGGAUGCUAUUGAGUUUUAUAAUUAUAUGGUGGCGAAGAAUUUUGAUAUUAUUGAUAAUGAUAAAUAUCUUUUCCCGUUUCUGAGUGUGUUAUGUGAAGAGAAACCUUCAGAGGAUGUUAAUAGACUGUUGAAAGGCUUGAUAGAAAAGGGAUUAACACUGCCAUUAACUCCUUGUUUAGAUAAAAUCUCUAAGUAUAUAAAUUCUCAAUGUGAGAACCGUUGGUGGAAAGAAGCCGAGGAGCUUUUAAAUGUAACUCUAGAUAAAGGUUGAGGGACUUGGUGGUAAUUUUGAUGUGUCCACAUACGUUAUACUGCUUAAUGGCCUGUUUAGAGAAAAAGGAAUUGAUGAAGCGAUCAGGAUAUUUGAUUACAUGAGAGCGCAUAAUGUGCUAAGCAGUGAGAGUUUUUCAAUCAUCAUUAGAGGCCUUUGUCUUGAAAAGAAUUUCGGAAAAGCCAUGAGCUUGCAUGAUGAAAUGUUGAAGAUGGGGCUCAAACCUGAUAGAAAGAAAUAUAAGCAGUUGAUCUCUGGAUUCAAGUGACUUGCUUAGUAUCUGAAGACAUGACUUGGAAAGGUAAGAACUAUUGCUUUAUUUUUAUAGCAAUCAGAUUCUAAUUUUCCUCCGACAAAAACUCAAAUAGAUCAUUCAGGAUUUUAGGAAAUGCUGUUUUGGAUUAAUCAUUUUUCGAUUAUAAUAGGUGUGUACAAAGUGUCAAAGUUUUUAAACAAAAUCUUUACACAAUGGCCAAUCAGUGUAAAGAGUUAUGUAGACAUUAAAUAAUUGAUUAGUGAUACCGACAAGGCGGUAAUAUUUAUGUUCACCACUUCCCCAUAACAUAUACAGAUACACUCGUGCGUGCACAUACUUUACCUAUAAUUAAUGCGCAUCAUUCAGAAUUCUUCUUGAUUAUUAUGUUUACCCUUCACCACUAUGCAGUUAUACUUCUUAUGCCCCACAAUGUUUUACAAGAGAAAGUGACACAGAAAUUAAGAUAAAGUGGUAUACUGGUAUUAUGUUGUUGAGAAUUGAUAAUGAACUUAUAUAGCAUGAAUGAUUAUAAUCCACAUAAUUAUAUGCAAUUAUGGUUUGAGAGAAACUUUAAAAAGGUAGGACAAACAAAUGUGACAGGUGGGAUAUAAAUUUGUACUCUAAAUUAUUAUAUUGUCUAUAUACAACUAUGGGAUUUUAGCUCGAUUCAUUUAUGACGGAUAUAAUCUGAACAUUUAUCCAACCAUUAUUUUAACAAUUUCUGUUGUUUUUGAUUUUUUUGCUAGUAUUAUAUGGUUAAAAAGAAACAUAUAGCUGUUAAACCAAUACGUUUGUCCAACACGCUAAGACGAUCCACUAGCCACUGUUAAGGGGCUAAUAGCUGAACUAGAUUUGGCCCAUUACAAGGAGGGUGUGACUUAUGAGAACGAUUGAUAUGUAUACUAUAUACUCCGUAUUAAUUAACUUAAAGAGAACUUCUAAUAAAGUAAUACAUAUUGUAUGUGUUCCAUUUGGAUGUUAUGCUCCUGAUUCCUUAUUUGAUUGUGACCCCGCCCCUCAUAAAAAACUAUUUUUUCUUAAAGAAUCUAAAUCUUUCUUAUGAUUGGGUUUUGUGGCUGUCCACCAUCUUCUAGACUUUAUUUUUUACCCCACAUUUGUCUGAUUCUUUUUUUAUCAUUCUCUUUCCUCAAAACUAUCUCUCAUUUCAAAACAAGAAAAAAGAAUCAGGAAAAACUUAAAACACUAUUGAUGUUAAUCCUCUUUAAGCAAAGAACCGUCUUUAUAAUAUUUUAAUUGUUUUUUGAUACUUAUUUUUGUCCUUUUAUCUGCCAAUUUGUAUUUUCACUCAUGGAACCAUCGAUUCGGAUUUUAAUUCAACAUUUUUAUUCUUGGCGUAAUUAACCAUUUUGGUUAUUCUGCAUGAAUGCUUUAAAAAAAUAUUAUUUUACAAUACUUGAAGGAAGAUUAUAAAGAAUGUUGUUGUGAGGACAAGAAUGGAGAAACCUUCUGUUUUUCAUCUCCUUUCUUGUUCUACCAUACUUCCAUUAACUCAUCUUUGACAAGGAAGAGGAACAACUUGAACUUAGUGCUUAUUGCAACACUCUCCUAGGAUCAGAAGGCUGCUAUUUUGGGCUGAUUUUUUUUUUAGUCUCUUUCAUGGAUGCCAUGAUGAAGGGGACUUUCAAAGCGGGAUUUAAAUACAUUUCAAAUAUUUUUGUGAUGAAGGAGGAAGAUAUCGAGAUCGGUUACCCAACGGAUGUUAAGCAUGUAGCACACAUCGGGUGGGAUGGCCAAUCUGCAGGCAGUGCACCUACUUGGAUGAAAGAGUUCAAGGCCGGACCGGACUUUACUUCAUCCUCAAUCAGUAACAGUGGUCGUAAACCAUCGUCACCAGAAUUUUGCAAAGACGAUUCAACAGCUACAAGAGAGAUCAGUGGGGCCACCCAAACGAGGAAACAGAAACGAAAGAAGUCUAGAGCGGUGUCUUCUGGGUCCAGUUUCUCCUCCAUGUCACGGGCCCCACCCAAGUCUAAGGCUAAGCUAGCGGAAGAAGACGGUAGUCCCAAUCCUGCGGACAUACAUGUCAUCUAAGCUCAAGGUGUGUACUAGAUGAGGGAUUUUUUUUCUUGAAAGUUGCUUUUGAUUUAGUAUUUUUCUCACCUUAUGAGGCUACAAUACAAACCUACAAUUUAAUGUAAACCAUCAUUUUAUAACUUCAAGUAAAUUGUACAGUGACAUUUUCACUUUUAAUAAUCAUAAUGUCCUAUACGUAA
Cuscuta epithymum is the source of this 4005-nucleotide messenger RNA. The record is from the annotation of a GenBank genome assembly. NCBI's taxonomy places the organism in Eukaryota, Viridiplantae, Streptophyta, Magnoliopsida, Solanales, Convolvulaceae.